Messenger RNA from Anolis carolinensis (green anole), 1298 nucleotides. RefSeq names its product claudin 34 (gene cldn34). Bases 326 to 1135 code for a protein of 269 amino acids. Gene Ontology annotation, cellular component: plasma membrane; bicellular tight junction. NCBI's taxonomy places the organism in Eukaryota, Metazoa, Chordata, Lepidosauria, Squamata, Anolidae. The record is from RefSeq and is a predicted model, not a curated record. Gene Ontology annotation, molecular function: structural molecule activity. The transcript is spliced from 2 exons. Gene Ontology annotation, biological process: cell adhesion; bicellular tight junction assembly.
AAGGGAGAACUACUCCUAAAUAUCUGGGGGACCAGGAGCCUCCACCCCUGCAAAGACCCAAUGUCCAGGGUAGAAUCUGCCUUUAAUCUUUUGAUAUCAAGUUUUUCAGUUAUUGACAACAUUCUAAAUGGUUUCAGAACUUGAGCGAGUGGUUUCCACGGCACCCCGUUCAAAAAUCACCACUGCCGGUCUGUUGUUCAGCCAUAUCUUGGACUGAUCACAAGCCAGAUUCAGCUCUUGCAUCUCAAAGAGCCAGAAUCAUAUUCCGAUCCUCUGCUUUAGAGUCACCAGCUGCAUUUGAGUCUUCUGUUUCAGAUUUAUCAGCAUGGAGAAGUGGCUUAGAAAGAGAUUAUGUUUGGAGGAAGAUAACUCUCCAGCUGCAGCUCAGCUAAUCCGAUUGACUUACAUGCGUAUAUGUGGCCUUAUCCUUGAGGCGAUUGGUUGGCUCCUGUGCAUUACUGCAACAGGAGCUGAUGAAUGGAGAGUGUGGCAUUCAAAUAAUCUUCCUGGCAUCAGCAACGGAAAGCUCUGGAUUGGGAUCUGGAGAGUCUGUUUCAUAGUAGAUCUUCAUGAUGACGAGCCUAUGAAGAUGCAUUGCUUGGAAUUCCUAGAGCAAUAUAAGUCCCUUCCAAAGGAAAUUUUUAUUGCACAGGACUUGAUGUCUUUAGCUAGUGUUGUCCUCUCCUUAGCUAUGGCUUUUAUGUCUUUUGCUUUGUGGAAUGUUUUUAAAAAUGUAAGACAGAAAAAUGUUUUGCUUAUUCUUUUCAGGGUCGGAGGAAUUCUAACUUUACUGUCUGGUCUCAUCAUACUUUUACCACUUUCGUGGAAUAUGUAUAAUGUAAUAGCAAAUGAAGGGAUUUUGUUUCCUGAACCUUUUAAUUUGCCUUAUCUUCCAUAUGAGCAGACAGUUGGGUUUGCCAUAUAUGUGGGUUUUUCUGCUUCAGGAAUCCUGAUAUUAAGUUCAUUCUUUAUUCUCAGUAAGAAAUAUCAGAUUACGCCCAAUAGAGUACAUCCUAUAAUUAUUGUCACACCAGAGCCAUCGACCAGUCGCAGUGAAACAGAAACCUGUAUCCGUUUUGGAUCACUUGUAUCAGUUGAUAAAACCAUAUCUGAAGAACAACAUUUUAAUAGUUAAAGGGCAUAUAUGCAGGGGUCUUAAUAUUUUAAAUGGCAGCUGUUUUUAUUGUGUGCUGAUUCCCAGAAUUACAUUGAGCUGUUGUUUUCACUUUGUGUUUAAAAUAUGUUUAAAUGUAGAAUGAAUUGUUUGUUACUUAAUACAUUAAAAUUAAUUGAGGCUU